This is a messenger RNA of Prunus armeniaca (apricot), 216 nucleotides long. The record is from the annotation of a GenBank genome assembly. NCBI's taxonomy places the organism in Eukaryota, Viridiplantae, Streptophyta, Magnoliopsida, Rosales, Rosaceae.
AUGGGUGUGUGGGCUUUCUGGGAGCCCAGGCCCAUGCGUCGGGGUCAUCGUUUUGGAGACACAGACACAGUAGCAGCAUUUCUCAGCGAGGAUGAGGGCCAAGUGGAAGAAGAAGCGCAUGAGGAGGUUGAAGAGGAAGCGUCGAAAGAUGAGACAGAGAUCAAAGGCCUUUAUGUUUUCCAUGCAUCGGAUGGAAACUAUGGUGAUGCUGCAUAG